Messenger RNA from Spizellomyces punctatus DAOM BR117, 1278 nucleotides. RefSeq lists its product as uncharacterized. Bases 135 to 1196 code for a protein of 353 amino acids. Gene Ontology annotation, biological process: protein demethylation. The record is from RefSeq and is a predicted model, not a curated record. The transcript has 10 exons. Gene Ontology annotation, molecular function: protein methylesterase activity. Lineage: Eukaryota; Fungi; Chytridiomycota; Chytridiomycetes; Spizellomycetales; Spizellomycetaceae.
AGAAAAAGAGUCAAACAAUAUCGUUCCGCCGCUGUAAAGGCACUAGAGUAUUUACUUGUAUCGACUCAGAAGAUGCGACGGAUGACACGUGUUCACUGACCGAUGUUGGAGACUGUCUGCUGAUCUCCAAAGGCAUGUCCCUUCAAAAGGAAAUCUUCAAAAAGCCCCCGAUAGCACCCGCAUCCCGUCCCACGGGAGGAGCUGCAUCGACUCUUGAGGUCGAGAACGAUGCUGCCAGAUCUCAAGUAGGGACUUUUCAUCCUGCGACCUGGACUGAUUUUUUUGAAACCUCGCGAGACGUUCACGUACCAGCAUCAGAUGCAACAUUUCGCGUCUACCAGACCGGAUCAGCGACAGGUCCUCUAUUCGUCUUCCAUCACGGUGGCGGGCAUACAGCGCUAUCCUGGUCUCUGGUUGCGAGGCUUUUGAAGAAACAGACUAUCGGCGGAUGCUCAAUUUUAUGUUUCGAUUGUCGCGGCCAUGGCGACACAAGAACAUCAGAUGACAGUGACCUGUCCCUUGAGCGCUUAUCGCAGGAUAUGGCGAAUCUUAUGGAUGUGCUAUACGACAAACAGCUGCCAUCUGAUGUCGUGUUGGUGGGUCACAGCAUGGGCGGAGCCGUGGUGGUUGAUGCUGCUACACGAAAUAGUAUAAAGAAUUUACUUGGUGUUGCCAUCAUUGAUGUUGUCGAAGGAACGGCUAUGGAGUCCCUAGCGCACAUGGAAGUAUACUUGCGAAACCGACCAAGCAGGUUAAGUUCACUUCAAGCGGCCAUUCAGUGGAGCCUACAGUCUGGAAGCAUAAAGAACUUGGAAUCCGCUAGAAUAUCCGUUCCCCCACAAUUGAAACCAGUCAUCAGUGACCAAGGUCAGACGACACAUUAUGAGUGGAAGACAAAUCUCUCUGCCUCUCAGCCGUAUUGGAAAGGAUGGUUUCAGGACUUGUCUUCAAAGUUUUUGGCUGUGCGAUGUGCCCGCAUGCUGGUAUUGGCUGGCACUGACCGUCUGGACACACCUCUAACUAUUGGACAAAUGCAAGGCAAAUAUCAGCUGGUCCUACAUCCUGAAUCAGGGCAUGCGAUCCAGGAAGAUGAACCAGAUAAGCUUGCUGCGACUUUGACAGAAUUCUGGCAAAGGAAUGGCCCAAUGAAGGUUAUCAAGCGAUUUCCUAUCCCACCAAAGAAGCCUGUUGAAUAGCAUAUCAAGUAGUUCAAUCUUCAUACUAUUCAUGGUGGCUGGGUUCUGCAUUGUGCACAAUAGAUCGUAUUCCUAAGGCAAA